AUGUCCCAGGAUACGGGGCUAUUCAGCAUCAGGCGCCCUCGAGAUACACUUGGGAGUGUUCAGAACUUCACUUCAAUACCACAACCUUCGUCGGCCUUAAAGCGCACUAGCUCGAUCGGCGCCUUCCAUGCGCAGAAUACCCGCGCAUCACUACUGAACUCAGCCAGCAGGCCACAACAGCCGAAUUUUAAACGUUCCUCGUCUGGAGGCGCUUUUGGCGCAGAUGCUGGUCUAUCUUCGGUCAGGCGCUCGGUUUCGAGCAAUAUCUUCCAUGGCGUUGGUGUGGGGCGGCCAAGCUUUGCGCCUGGGUCGAUGUCUUCCAGCGCUGCAUCGCAAAGCUUUCAAAGAAGAAGUAGUGUGUUUUCACGGCCAUCCAUGGGGCCGAUGGGCCACCAGUCUUUCUUCACUCAGGCUCCUCCACCAGCCGGUGUGCCCAAGGACCCGCGACCUCUCAGGGAUCGCUCCUUUCAAGCCCGUAUCGCGCAGGAGCUUUUGGAAUACCUCACACAAAACAAUUUUGAGCUCGAAAUGAAGCACCCCUUGAGUCAAAAUACAUUAAGAUCUCCAACCCAGAAAGAUUUCAAUUACGUCUUCCAGUGGCUGUAUCACCGGAUCGAUCCUGGGUAUAAAUUUCAAAAGGGUAUGGAUGCAGAAGUACCUCCGAUCUUGAAACAGCUGCGGUAUCCUUACGAAAGGGGCAUCACAAAAUCACAGAUCAUGGCGGUUGGGGGUCAAAACUGGCCGACUUUUCUUGGUAUGCUUCAUUGGAUUAUGCAGUUGGCAAAGUCCCUGGAAGGAUUUGCUUUAGGGGAGUACGACGAUGCCUGUGCAGAUGCUGGAGUAGACGUUUCUGGAGAUCGUAUCAUAUUCCGUUUCUUGACUGGUGCUUACCAUGAUUGGCUUCAGGGUGGUGAGGAUGAAGAUGAUGAAACAGCGGCGAAAAGGCUUGGUCCGCACAUUGAAGCCAUGGCUUACGAGUUUGAAAAGGGAAACGAGAAAUAUAUUCAGGAAAUGGAAGCUUUGGAAGCGGAGAAUAGGGCACUUCGCGAUCAACUUGAAGAAAUGCAGAAAAACGCUCCGGAUAUGGCGAAAUUGGACAAGCACUUUAGGAUUUUGGAGGAUGAUAAGAGGAAAUUCGAGGACUACAACCAGAACGUCCAGGGAAAGAUCGAGAAAUAUGACAACCGCAUCAGGUUCCUUGAUGACGAGAUCAAGAAGACCGAGGCGGAUCUUCAAGCGGCAGAAGAAGAGCGAACAGGUCUUCAAGCCAGCGUUGACAGCCAGGGAAUUACUAUCCAAGACAUCGACCGGAUGAAUUCAGAGCGAGAGCGGUUACAGAAAAGCCUUGAAGACACAAUGGUGCGACUCGAAGAAGCGCAUGCACGAGUCAUGGAGAAGGAAGCGGAAGCAAGCAGAAAACUGGAGGAUCUGGAACAGAUCGUCAAGACCUACAAUACACUUGGCUAUCAGAAUAGUUUGAUUCCUUCAUCCGCAGUAAAUGCCAAAGGCCAGGAUUACGAACUUCGGCUCAAUGUCAACGAGACCAAUUUCCCCGCAUCUCAAAUCGGUGGCACUCGGGGUGUGGUCUCUCCAGAGGGAGACCGCCUCCUAGCAGAGCCUUUUACUGGCUAUCACCCCGCAUAUCUGCUCAACCUCGAUCUACGCGGCGCGAUCCGUAGCAGCCUGCAGUCUCUGCGGAAAGAGAUCAAUGAGCGAAGAAAACGGGCCAUUGAUGAUGACCUAGAACGCCGUAACCUUCUGGACAACAUUAAGGAAGCGAUGGAUGAAAAGAGAAGCGAGGUUGAAGCUCUUGAACACAAGCGACGCGCUGCAGAGGAGGAAUUCGAACGUACCAAAGAGAUUACGGUGGCGCAGAAACUAGCCUCUGACGCGCAGAUUGAGAAGAUGGAAAAGGAAUUGGCCAAGAUGCGAGCCUCCUUAUCCGAAAGUGUUCAGUUAAUGGAACAGCGCGAGAUGAACACAAAUAUAGAAUACGAGCAGCUCACUCUCCGUGCUAAUACACUCCGGGAGGAGCUACACACCAGUGUCGAAAGCAUGUUGAAUGAUGUGAUUCGCUUCAAAGUACAUGUCCAGAAGGGCCUCGAGGAUUACGAGAAUUUUGUCGUCGACGAAGUGGAACAGGAACUGGGAGGUGAAGCACAACUCGCAGAGGAUAUUCCGAUGGAUGAAGAGUGA
Molecule: messenger RNA, 2196 nt
Organism: Monascus purpureus
Lineage: Eukaryota; Fungi; Ascomycota; Eurotiomycetes; Eurotiales; Aspergillaceae
Source: the annotation of a GenBank genome assembly